CUGCCAGAAUAAAAAGCCCCGCUCUCCGCUCUCCGGCCUUUGGGCUCUUCCUGAGAGAGAAGAAGGAGAAGGAGAAGCAGAGCCAGCUCAGUCCCAGGCAGGAUGCUGGGGCUCCCGCUGUGGCCCCUGGGGCUCCUCCUCCUCCUCCUGGUCCCUCUGGCAGAGAGCAAAGGGAAAAGGAAUGCCCUUCAUGACUACAAAAAGACAUCUGAUACCUUAUUAGUGGGAAUAGACAAGGCACUGAAAGUGAAAACUAAACUGGUAAACUCAACAGAACAGUGUGCCAAGAGAUGCAACAGAAACAAAGGCCUCCCAUUCUCCUGCAAGGCUUUUGUAUUUGAUAAAACUGCCAAACGCUGUCGUUGGUUGUCUUUCACUACUCUCGACAAUGGAGUGAUGAGGAGGCAAAACAACACAUUUCAACUUUACGAAAAGAAAGAUUAUGUAAGAAAUUGUAUUGUUGGCAAAGGAGCAAAUUAUAAAGGAACUGUGUCAGUCACCAGAAGUGGUAUCCGUUGCCAGGCAUGGAAUUCCACAAUACCUCAUGAGCAUAGCUUUUUGCCUUCGAGCUAUCGAGGUAAAGAUCUUCGGGGAAACUACUGCCGGAACCCACGAGGAGAAGAAGGUGGGCCCUGGUGUUUUACAAGCAAUCCAAAAAUGCGUUAUGAAGUCUGCGACAUACCUCUGUGUUCUGAAGUUGAAUGCAUGACAUGCAAUGGGGAAGGCUAUAGAGGCCCAAUGGACCAUACAGAAACUGGCAAGGAAUGCCAACGCUGGGACCUUCAGAGACCACAUAGGCACCCAUUUCGUCCAGAGAAAUAUCCUGACAAAGGCUUUGAUGAUAAUUAUUGCCGCAAUCCAGAUGGGAAGCCGAGGCCAUGGUGUUACACUCUUGACCCAAAUACCCCAUGGGAAUAUUGCAACAUUAAAACAUGUGAUCAGCACGUGGAGAACAACUCUGAAUCAGCUGCUGAAACAGUGGACUGUAUCAGAGGACAAGGAGAGGGCUACCGUGGUACGGUGAACACCAUAUGGAGUGGUACUGAAUGCCAGCGCUGGGACUCACAGACACCUCAUAGACACAACUUCACACAAGAAAACUUUAAAUGCAAGGACUUAAGAGAGAACUACUGCCGAAAUCCAGAUGGAGAGGAGGCACCCUGGUGUUUUACCACCAAUCCCCAAAUACGAAUUGGGCAUUGCUCUCAAAUACCCAAAUGUGAUGUGCCAAAUGAGCAAGAUUGCUAUCGAGGGAAUGGGACAAAUUACAUGGGAAAUGUAGCCCGCACCCGGUUUGGUUUGACAUGCUCUCUGUGGGAUCAAAAUAUACAAGAUUUGAGGAGGCACCUGCCAAUAUAUAAAGAUCCAGAUAUUAGCAAGCUGAAGAAAAAUUAUUGUCGCAAUCCAGAUGAUGAUGCUCAUGGGCCUUGGUGCUACACAAGUGAUCCUCACGUUCCCUGGGACUACUGUCCUAUAUCUAGAUGUGAAGACGAUACAAUUCCUAUGAUGAGCAGUUUAGACCCCAUUGUAAUUCCUUGUGCCUCAACAAAACAACUGAGAGUUGUUAACGGAAUUCCAACUCAACCUGACAAAGGAUGGAUGGUUAGUUUGAAAGACAGCAGAGGCAGACAUUUCUGUGGUGGUUCAUUGGUAAAGGAAGACUGGGUCCUGACAGCAAAGCAGUGUUUUCCUUCUCGGUAUAACCUCAAUGACUAUCAAGCUUGGCUUGGAAUACAUAAUGUUGAAAGAGCCCAUGAAGAGAAGCAUAAACAAGUUCUGAAUAUCUCCCAGUUGGUGUAUGGCCCUCAAGGAUCUGAUCUAGUAUUGCUGAAGCUUUCCAGGCCAGCAGUAAGCAGUGAUGCUGUUGCUAUCAUCAGGUUGCCCAUUUCUGGAUGUACUAUUCCAGAAGGCACCACCUGCAGUGUUUAUGGAUGGGGACAUACAGGACGCACCACCUUUGAUGGGAGACUCCAAGAAGCAAACAUGAUCAUUGUGGGAAACGAGCGCUGCAAUCAAGAUUUGGGAGGCAAUAUAGUUGUGAAAGAGUCAGAAAUGUGUGCUCGAGCUGAGAGCAUUGGCAGUGGAACUUGUGAGCGGGAUUAUGGUGGCCCACUGGUCUGUGAACAAAACAGAAUUAAAAUAGUAGUGGGAGUGAUUAUUCCUGGGCGUGGAUGUGCGAUUCCCAGACGACCCGGGAUUUUUGUCAGGGUGGCCUACUACUCAAAAUGGAUACAUAAAAUCUUAAUGACGUACAGAUCAUAGCUGACCAUUCCAGCCAAGUAAGAAAAUUCCAGCCAUGGGAACAUUUUGGAAAGUAUGAAAUUGAAUUGUAAUAGGAAGAUCCCUUAUUUUUUUUAAAGGGAAACAUAACAUCAAUCAAGUACCACUUGACAGUCGUGUUUUGCAGAUAUUUAUGGAGAUUUCUGCCAUGUUCUGCCUCUUGGAUGCUCUGCGUGACGUGAACUGUGGUAUAAGCAAGUGUGGUGACCUAUUUCCUGAAGAUACUUGAAUGGAAAGCAAAACUGCAAGAUUGAUUGCUGGAUGAGGAAUUAGUUCUGUGGAAUUAGAAUGUCCAAUUUUUUAUCUGCUGCUGGUUAGGUCAGCUUGUUGAUGAAAUGGAAACAGAAUUCGAGAUUUACAAUAUUUUUCCUUACUUUUGUAAGCCUCUUAAUUCUUCUUAGGACAUUGAUAAAUGUGUUUGUAAACCAGAAAUGAUGCUCCCUCCUGCUAAAAUCUCAGUUUUAAAUGUAUUUCAGUCUCCUUUAUAAAUGGCUGCUUGGAUUUACAGCCCAGUUAAGUAAAGUUAUCUUUGGUUACAUUUCCUGUUAAUAGGAAGAGUUCCGUGCACACACUGUUUAUGGGAUUUGAUUCCACAUUUGCUGCUGUUUUGGACUAUGAAAACAAUCACCUAAAUUAAUGAACAUACUUAGAAGCACUGAUAACAAUGUGUAAGCCAUGCUUAUACAGUAGCUGCAUUUUUGAACUAGGUAGGUUUUUCUAUAAGUGAGUAUAGAAGAUUCCAAGAAAUGGAGUCUGACAUUCAUAUGGUAGACCAUUUUUACUGGUGUAUGGACUGGGAUCCAAAGAUGUUUGCAGUGAGUUUGGUGUGCUUGAUGUGGUUUUUGAUCCCUGAGCAGCAGCAAUCCACCAUGCCAUGGGGGGAAAUACUUCAACACUAAGGAGUCUUAAAACUGUGUGUGUUAUGGCAUGCAGAGAUCUCUUAGUCAAAGGAGAUGGAAUGCAAAAUGGUCAUGGCUAUAUUAGAUCUUCAGAUACUAAUUAGUACAGGACUUGAUCCCUGUUGUCCUUGUCGGUAUGCAGUGUUUCUCAAAGUUGUGCUUCCAUGUGAUGUUGGGCUUCAGCUUAGAAAACAUGGUAGGCUAGAAUGUAUGGGAGUUGUAAUCCAACAUUAACUGGGAUAUGAUGCUGGGGAACCAUUGCCUUAAUAGCCUGUUGGUGUGAAUAGCAUCAUGUUUCACUUGUCUUUCAUGUCUUUUACAUUCAGACACCACUGAAAGUGGUUCUGCAAUUUGCUGCACCAUAGCUCUGAAGGAUAUUUCCCAGUUAUUUCUCCCAAAGAUCCUUCCUUUCAGCUUUCAACGACUCUACAAACCCCAGUUGCUUUUCUUCCUAAUCCUUGGCCAAGUUUCCAGAUCUAUAUUUGUGUUUCAGUACAUUUCUGGAAGCUGUGUUAAGGAAUAACAAAUGGUAGUUUUGUAAACUGAUACACACACAUACAGACACACAUACUUUCAUUGCAAUAGGUACGUAAACAUCAAUUAUGAGGUGACAAUUCCAUGCUGCAUUAAAGCAUUAUAUUGUCCUGAAUAUGCCAAGAAUGCUUGCAUAUUGUGGGAUAUUAAGAAUACUAAUUUAGCCCUUUCUCUUAUCCCAAACCCUGCUUGUCAGAAUUUAAAGCUACAAUGCAGGAGAUAAUAAUUUAACAGCAUGUGUAAACAUAUAUGAGUUAGCUUACCUGGACCUUUUCCACAUGAGUUCAGAUUAUGGUAAUCGUUUUCAAUGUUCUCUAGAUAUUUGUUCCACUUAUCACUGGUCUUAAAGAUGUUUGUUUUGGGAUAUGCUUUAUUUUUUUUUACUAGAAACCUGAGAUCAACCAGUCAGAGCCAGGUGCAGAAAGCAUACACUUAGAGAUUUCUGAGGUCUGGAAUGUAUUUCGAGUAACAGCACUCCUUCUGUAGAGUCCUUCUACUCUAAAAUCUACCUGAUUCACUCCAAACUCUCCUCAUAUCAGUUGUACCAUUUAGUCAUUUUGCUGCUACUAUUGUUAACCAAUGGGAGUUGAAACUAUCUGGUGUUACAAAUUACCAAGUAGUGAUAUAAUUCUUCAUUACUUUCAUUCUUGAAGGAAACCUCUAGUAAUUUUAACAUUUUUUCUUCUCUUUGUGAAAAGGGCUUUGAAAAUUACACAGUUUUGGAAAAUUAUUUCCUAUCUCAGACUUAUUCUACACCAAAUUCAGAUGGUAUAUUUUUGCAUAUGAGACAGCAUUUCCUGUACAUGAAACAGAAUUUUCUGCACAGAACAUGAUAUCUUUUGUGUUGAAAUAUUGUUAUCUAUGCAUAAAGGAUCUGCUUCCUAUGCAAAAAAUGCAAUUUUCCAUGAGAUUAAUCCCGAACUGCAAAUAAUAUUGUCAGUCUGGAAUUCUUCUGAUCAGGAUUUCCUGACACUUGGGAAACCUAUUUUUAAAACCUAUUUUUAAAAAAAAAAAAAAGUUUUAAAAUACUCCUUCCAUCCCUAUUACUGAGAGAUUUAACAGCAGACAACUAUCUACCAUUACCCAGAAUUAAAGCACAUUUCUUAUCCAUAUUUGCCAUUUAAAAUUCUAGGCUCCAGUUCUAUGAAAAUUAAUGUAUAUGGCAUCCAGGGUAGACAGUAUAUCCCAUUCAAAAACAGAAUAUCAGAGUGCUUAUAGCUUGUCAUUUGUGGUGAAAUACAGCUUUGCAAGCUCAAAAAUUUGCAUGUGCAAAUUCUUGCCAAAGGGCUGCAGAUUUAUUUCCUUGUGUUUUCCAAAAGGAUUAACUGGUUGGCUCUCAUAGUUAGAUGUAGCUGUGAAUUUAUGACUUGCACUGAUGAAUCUAUAGUGAUGCCUGUAGUAGGUCUUUUCUAACAUGCUACCUAUCAUUCAUAUUUUCAUUAUAAAUAACUGCUGCCAAAUAUUAGAUGCACAGCCUUGUCCCAAAAUGGUAGAGGGCUUUAACAUAGCAAGCAAGCAAACAAACAAACCCAUGGUUCAUUUCCAAGUAUUUACUGAAAGCAGUUAAUGCUAGUUCUUUAGUAAGGUUAUCUGUCUUAGGGAUGUAAACCUCAUUUUUUUCUUUCCAAACAGAUGAAAUAUAGCACCAGAAACUGAGGCUUUUGUAUAUUUAGUUCAAAGAGGUUUCAUUAUUUUUACACACCAUUUUAAUAAUUUCUAAACUGAAGUAAUGAUAAAAAACAACAACACUCACACAUUUUAAAGUCAAUAAUGGAACCUGAGUUGUGUGAUCAGAAUUUUUAACUCUGGUAUCCGUAGCAGCGUUACUGUGCAUUUUGAUGGUUUUUAUUCUUUAAGCAACCCAGACUCAUCAACCAAGAUUUUUGUAUUUAAGCCAAUUGAAGCUAGCUAUAGUUAAUGUAGCUGGCUCUAUAUAAAACCAGUUCCUUCAAUUUAUCAGUGCUAUGGCUUGAGUCGUGUCUUUUGAAAAUGUUAUCCUUGCCCUCUAAAAUCUUCUCUUUCUACAUUUGUAUUCGUAACAGAUACAUGAAGGAAAUAGUGAUGUUUAUGAGGCAAUGAAUAAAUUGUCAUUCACUUUGCAUUUUUUUUCUCAUGAUUUAUGUACUCUGUAUUAUAUGUGCAACAUUUUGUAUUAUGUAUGCAGGCAUUUUGUUCAGUGUAAUAAAAAUGAUUCUAAAAUAUUAUAAAAUUCUGCUGUGCAGAAGACAAUAUGAAUUUAUAUAUAGAUAUAUAUAAAUAUGAAAUAUAUAUAUUGGGGAAGGAGUUGCUAGAACACAUAAGGCUUUUAAAGAAUACUUUUUUUCUGAGCUGAGUCUCAGCAGAUUUAGUUGUAUGGAAUUUAUUAUUUAGAAAAUACAUGCAAUUGUCUGUCAAACCAUGUUUUGGAGGUUAUUGACACAGUACUUUUCCCCCCCUGUCCUGAUAAUCUUCUGGUACUCAUUCACAUGGAUAAACGUAAUUACAAGUACCAGUCUAUCAUGGGUACAGAGCAUUUCCUUAGAUGACAGGGACAUCUUUAGACCAAACAGCCAGAAUAAUAGCAGAUCAGGACUGUAAUGCCUAUGCUGCUGUGAUUCCUCAGUUCAGGGAGCUAGGAUCUAGCAAGCCCAUGAUAUAUCCAAGUCAUACCUCGAAUUGUCCCAGUUUGGCAGAGACAGUCCCAAUUCAUCCCCUGUUAUUGUGAUUUUGUAGCUGCUUUUAAAUUGUCACAGUUUCUCUCCUGUACUCCCACUUUCCCCUGUUGUCUUCCACCUACUUCCAUUGGUGCAAUCUGCAUUUGAAGUGCAAAAGUAGUUUGCACUUUCUUCCCACUUUACACCAGCACCCCAGUCCUACAAACCUUAUGAAGUCCCUUUGUGCUCACAGCUAAAUACCUAAAGCAACCCAUGCAUAAGCAGAACCACUCAGGGUUUCUUAUAUGUGGGUCUCCUUUAGUAUGGCCUUGGAGUCUUUCCAUAUGAAUGAGUGUAUAUCAAUCGAUUUUUGAGAACCCAGGAUCAGGAGAAAAAAGUCUGUAGUAGUGGUGGGAUCUGAAAAACAGAGGGAGGGAAAUUAACGAUAUUUGGCAAGAAUUUGUGCUUCAUUUAUUCCUAUGAAUAUUUCUUGUUGGUACCCAUGGUACUUUACCAUGCAAAUGUUUCAGUUACAGCACUUGUGCUAUAAAGGAUGCUGUCAAGCAACUAUGCCAUUACUUUGAUAAGAUUACCUUUCUAUCAAACCUGGAGAAUGGAUGCAGUUUUCUAACUGGACAUUUAGCAUCCCUCAUUGGCACUGGGGAUGAAUUCUACAAAGCAGGCCGUUGUGUAUUUUUGUUCCUUGUAUGUGCCUAUUAUUUCUCUUUCUUUGUUUUUAAAAUGAAUACACGGACAUAUUUGUUUUAAGUCAAAACCACAGCUGGAUGCUGACUAAUUUUGUUGAGUAUAAGAGAUUUGGAUUGAAACAGUCAGAAGGUAAACUGUUUAAAGUGAUUUUUUUUUCAGAAAUGACUUUUUAAAUUCAUUGCUAUGUUUUUAUAUUUUGCCAUGUACUGCUUCAUCUGGUGCCCAGGCAGCGGAGAGAGAGAGAGAGAGAAAUACUGACAAUACAACCAUAUUUCCUUUCUUUUAAAAAUACUACAACCAACCCCCCACCCAAUAGAUCAACUGAUUUUCCUGACAAUCACUAUAAUGCUGGUAGAGAACAUCUGGUCCUCCAGACAUUGUUGUAUUCCAGCCCCCAAAUAUAUUGUUGUAUUCCAGCCCCCAAAAGCAUACCCACUGAUAAGGGCUGAUGGAAACUGCAGUCCAACAACAACCAGGUUGUCAGCGUUUCUCCAUUUCUCCCCCAGGAGCCUGCCUGAAAGACCAUUUGUUUGAUGUAUACAUUGCCAUAUUAAAAUAGCCUUUCUUUACUCUCUCAUCAGUAUUGGCCUGUUGGUAAAAGGGACCUUAUUAUUUCCUUCAGGUUAUCAUUGACAGUAUCGGUCUAGCUUUACAGUGCUGUAAUUGGAACAGUUGGGUGUUUUUCUUUGAAUACUUUUCUGCAUAGAUGCUGCCACUUGGAAACCUAUUAACUAUGUUUCUGAUUUUGCAACAAUUCUGUAACUAAAGGCAUCAUCACUAGCCAUUAAAGUUGGUAUUUUUGUAUCUUUAUUAUUAUUAUUAAUAAAAUAUUUUAUCAAA
Molecule: messenger RNA, 7894 nt
Organism: Sceloporus undulatus (fence lizard)
Lineage: Eukaryota; Metazoa; Chordata; Lepidosauria; Squamata; Phrynosomatidae
Gene: HGF
Product: hepatocyte growth factor
Exons: 18
Coding region: 103-2262 (719 amino acids)
Biological process (GO): proteolysis; negative regulation of apoptotic process; positive regulation of protein phosphorylation
Molecular function (GO): serine-type endopeptidase activity; signaling receptor binding
Source: RefSeq, a predicted model, not a curated record